CGCCAUGGCGGAAGAGAGCGGCGAAGAGGGAGGUCAAGUGAAACCAUUUUGGUGCAUGUUAAAAUCAAGCCACUCAAUGGUUUUAUUCCUACAUCCAUAACGGUAACCCUCGCAGACUCGGCUUCCUAAUAGGCUGCCACGACUAAGGCUCGUAUGCAGAUUUUCCAAAUAAUGUCCCGUGAAUCUUCUUCAAUGACGAAAAGAUCCCCAACUUGUAUUUGUGGCAGCGUUGGGACCGAUGGCUUGAUCUUCAUUUCUUUCUAGGCUGUCACCUCUGUAAGGACCUCUCUCUCUCUCUCUCUCUCUCUCUCUCUGUGUGUGUGUGUGUGCGUGUCUGGGGCGAGGGGGCUUCUCGCUGUCCCUGGGUUCGACGGCGUCCUUCGCUUCGGUCUGCUGUUCAAAGAACAUGCUGUCGCUAAACCGUUGAAUUCUUAGGCCUGAUUUGUACAUAGAAGAAACUCUCAUUAUGGAACCUAGUAGCACGGGCACCGUUGCUGUUGAAGGAGAGCCAAAUACUUCCAUCCCCAUGCCCUCUAGCAUGGACCCUGGUACAGUUGAAGCUGCCCAAGAUGGUAUGACGUUAGAGCCCAUGUACAAGGAGCUUCUUUCAACCAGUGGAGAUAUCAACCAAGCACCAUUUCUUGAACCAGCACUUGGGAUGACUUUUGAUAGUUAUAAAGAAGCAGAGCAAUUCUACAAUACCUAUGCUAGGCAUGUUGGUUUCGGAACCAGAAUAAAAUGCACAAGCCGUUCAAAGGUCACUAAUGAGACUAACCGUGUGGUUAUAUGCUGCAACAAGGAAGGUUUUAAACCAACAAGGAAGAUAACCACCUUUUCGAAACCAAUUACCAGAAUUGGUUGUAUGGCGAGGAUGCGGGUUGUCAAGCAAAAUUCUUCAAGGAAGUGGGUAGUGACUGAUCUCCAUCUUCCACACAACCACGUAUGUUCUCCACAUAUGGCACGAUUUUAUAGAUCACACAAGCGCCUAGAAUCUGGAGGUAAGAAGGAGAAUAAAUUAAACUAUGGUACAGGAAAUAAAGUGAAUAAUUCCUUCGACCCAUCAGCCGUAGAAGCAGAAGGGCAUGCGCAUUUAUCUUAUGGCCAGGAGCAAGCAAGAAAGCAUUUAAAGCUUAAGGAGGGUGAUGCAAUUGCGAUUCAAUGGUUCUUCAAGCACAUGCAGUCCAUGAACAAAGGCUUUUACUACUUGAUGGACUUUGAUGCUGAAGGACGACUGAGGAAUGUGUUUUGGUCAGAUGUUAGGUCCAGGGCAGCAUACGAGUACUUUGGAGAUGUAAUUACAUUUGACACAACAUAUCUCACAGAUAGUUACGAAAUGCCUUUAGUUUCGUUUGUUGGAGCAAACCACCAUGGACAAUCUGUAUUGCUAGGAUGUGGUUUACUUGCAGAUGACACAAUAGAAACACAUAUUUGGCUAUUUAGAUCAUGGUUGAAUUGUAUGUCUGGACGACCUCCAAAUGCAAUUAUUUCUGACUAUUCUCAGUCUAUACAAGUAGCAAUUCGUGAAGUUUUUCCUGCAGCUCGACAUCGCCUAUGUUUGUGGCAUAUCAUGAAGAAAAUCCCAUCAAAUUUGGAAGGUUUAGCUGAUUAUAAGGCUAUCAAAAAAGCUUUAAAGAAAGCAGUUUAUGAUAGCAUCAGAAUUGAUGAAUUUGAAAGUUCUUGGGGAAAGUUUACUGAAGACUUCCAACUUGAACAUAAUCAGUGGCUCAGUUCAUUGUAUGAACUUCGCCAUCAAUGGGUGCCAGUUUUUGUAAAAGAUACAUUCUAUGCAGGAAUGUCCAUCAUCCAACGUGGGGAAAGUGUCACCACUUUUUUUGAUGGUUAUGUGCAACAGAAAACAACUUUGAAGGAGUUCAUUGAAAAGUACGAAGUUGCUGUUAAGAGUAGCUAUGAGAGAGAAGCGCAGGCUGAUUUUGAAUCAUACGACACAAUACCAAUUAUGAAGACUCGGCUUUAUUGUGAAAGCCAACUUGCAAAAGUGUAUACAGGAGCAGUGUUUAUGCAGUUCCAGGAGGAGAUAUAUGGCACUUUCAACUGCUAUAAUAUUGAACAUACCAGGACAGGUGCUCAGCUUGCAAUCUAUACACUCAAAGAACGCAUUUUUGACAAGCAUGGCAAUAUGACCGGUGUCAAGGAUUAUGAAGUCCUGUCCAAUGAGGCUGAGAUUGAAUUUCAAUGCAUUUGUCGUUUGUUUCAGUAUAAAGGCAUCCUCUGCAGGCAUGUGUUGUAUGUUCUUAACCAUCUGGGUGUGAAUGAGAUCCCAAAUCGUUAUAUUAUUACACGUUGGAGAAAGGACUUCAAGCGCAUUCAUGCAUUGCAUACUCGCUCUAAUAGUGUGAUGCCAACUGAUGCACUUCAAGGAUAUGAUGACUUGUACCAGCGGUUUAUUCAUCUUGUGGAAGAGGGUUCACUGUCUGCAGAUAGAUAUGAGCUUGCAGUUAAAGGAAUGACAGAUCUUAUGGAUAAGAUCCUCGCUGUAGGUGAAGAUGUAAGUAAAUCUUAUGCAAAAGGUGGUAAAUCACACAAUGCUGGUGAUGCUGAUACUACCAAUAAAAGCAAACGCAUCAAGAACCCUGGAGUUAAUACAACACCUGUCAUGAAUCCAUAUGUUGUACGAGAUCCUUCAAAGGCAUGGCAGCAGGGUCACACUAAGGGAGGACGGCAUAAAUCUGGUGAACUGGGCCCAACCAAUAAGAAGCGUUGAUGUAGUAAGUAUUGGAGGUCUAAUCAGACGUGAAUCUUGCAUGGUGAACAUAUUUAUGGCGGUGCUUUGCUUCAGCAUCAUGGGCUUCUCCAGAUGUCGUGAUCGUUGGUGAUGCCAUUACUUCCCAUUUUGUAGAGGGGGACAAAACAUGCUUCUGCUUCUAAAGUUGCUUGACUGCAGCUCAGAUUUUUCUUCAGACUGCGAAGCACGUACCGUCGGUAGAAUACUUAAUAACUUCAUGGCCACACAUCGGAGCUGCCUCGGACAAAGUCCUUGUUUGUUUCAAGAGGUUGGAGUCCUUGUUUGUUUCAAGAGGUGGGUUUAGUCAAGGCUUUGGAAACACAACCACUUAGGACAUCGAGUUAGUGUAUCACAUCAACAUGUUUCCAAUAGAAACUUCGAAACGUAUGGUAUUGGGCCCUUGCCUGGGAGUAUGUACAAGCCGUUAACUCUUGAAACUGACAACCUGAAUAUCUCAUGUAAAUGAUGUUCAUGUUUUAUGAAAGUCUGAAAGUUUAUGAAAGUUCUUCUGUUUCUGA
Nymphaea colorata (pocket water lily) is the source of this 3261-nucleotide messenger RNA. RefSeq names its product protein FAR1-RELATED SEQUENCE 6-like. NCBI's taxonomy places the organism in Eukaryota, Viridiplantae, Streptophyta, Magnoliopsida, Nymphaeales, Nymphaeaceae. The record is from RefSeq and is a predicted model, not a curated record. Gene Ontology annotation, molecular function: zinc ion binding. Gene Ontology annotation, biological process: regulation of DNA-templated transcription. Bases 467 to 2722 code for a protein of 751 amino acids. The transcript is spliced from 3 exons.